UAGUUCAAAUCCAAUAAUUAUGACUUUUAGUGAUAUCUAUAAUGGUUUCAUUGCUAUGUUUCAGCUUUUUUCUUCAAGUGAUUGGACAACUGUGCUUUAUAAUGUUUUUCAAUAUGAAUCUGUUAGUGGUUCUGUUGCUACUUCUAUCAUAGCGGCCUUAUUUAUUCUCUUUUACACAGGUCUAUCAAAUUUCGUUCUCCUAAAUAUGUUUAUUGCUGUUGUACAAGAAAAUUUUGCAAUUGCAGAAGAAGAAAAACACAAAAUUCAAGUAGAAUCUUUUCGUAGAAACGCAGAUCCUACUAUAAAGAAAGAUGUUGUGAUUGAAAGAUGGAACAUUUAUAGAUUUUUUAAAGAAAAGCCAAGAGCACUAGCUGUUGAAAAUAUUCCUUCUUCUCUAGUUUUACAUACACAAAAAAGUCGCGUUAAAGAACUUCUUGAAGAUGAUAACAAGAAGAGUAAAAAAGUAUAUUAUGAUUUGAUUUUAUGUGGUGCAUCGUUAAUGUUAAUGCUAUAUGUAGUAACAAAUUUAUUAUUAAUAUUUGUUUCAGACAAGCAAGCAUCACGGA
Molecule: messenger RNA, 566 nt
Organism: Dentiscutata heterogama
Lineage: Eukaryota; Fungi; Glomeromycota; Glomeromycetes; Diversisporales; Gigasporaceae
Source: the annotation of a GenBank genome assembly